This is a messenger RNA of Labrus bergylta (ballan wrasse), 1145 nucleotides long. RefSeq names its product UDP-N-acetylglucosamine transporter TMEM241 homolog (gene slc35d4). Gene Ontology annotation, molecular function: antiporter activity; GDP-fucose transmembrane transporter activity. The record is from RefSeq and is a predicted model, not a curated record. Gene Ontology annotation, cellular component: Golgi apparatus. NCBI's taxonomy places the organism in Eukaryota, Metazoa, Chordata, Actinopteri, Labriformes, Labridae.
UCCAGCGUCUUGACGCGUCAUCAGUGAGGGAAGUUUCCGAUCUUGAAGAAAGUGUAGUUUAAAGAGAGAAAGGCUGAUGAAUGUAGUUUUAAUGAACGUGAGGAGUGAUGCGUGAGCUGCGGGGAGGCUUCGGGGAGGCUGCGGGUCAUGAUGCCGUGGAGGAGACACUCAGUCGGGCUCGUCUUCAGCUGCGUCUUCGUCGUUUCUUUUUUCACCAAUAAGUUUGUUCUCUCCGUGUUAAACUUCACGUUUCCGACUUUGUUCCAAGGAUGGCAGACGUUGAUCGGCGCCAUCCUGCUGCUGCUCUCUGGGAGACUGGGCAUGGUGGAGAUGAGUCGCAUCACCAGGUCAGCAGCUCUGUCGUGGCUCCCAGGCGCUCUCCUGUUUGUAGGAAACAUCUACGCUGGCUCCCGGGCCUUAGCACGCUUAGAUAUUCCUCUUUUCUUCACGCUGCAGAACUCGUCUCACGUCGUCAGUUUACUCAUCCUGAAGGUCAUCCACAGAGAGAGGGUGCAGAGGCUGAAACUCUUCAGUGUUUGCCUCAUGCUGCUGUCAGCCAUCAACCUGCCUCAAUAUGAUCCUCAGUUUGACUCCAGAGGUUACCUGUGGGCCGUCGCUCACCUGUUCUGUGUUGGUGCAUACAGAGUGUUCCAGGUUCACUACAGACCAGGUAACCUAAGUGACCUUGAGCGGCAGGUCAUCAACUACCUGUUCAGCGUGCUGCUGCUGGCUGUCGCUGCUCACCCGACAGGUGACCUCAUGGGGGCGCUGGAAUUCCCCUCGCUGCAGUCUCACACGUUUCACUGUGGCUGCUGUGCCAGCGCUCUGCUCGGCUUCCUGUUGCUGUUGGCAACCGUCAAACUCAAAAGUGGAUUGUCAGUGGAACACGCCGGGGUCUGGAUCUUUCUGUCCAAGGUUUCUGCCGUGUGUCUCUCUCCGUUUAUCUUCCACAUGGACGUCAACACUCCGUCUCUGAUCUGUGUGCUCGUCAGUCACAUGGGAGGAGCUCUGCUGCUUUAUUCUGAUGCAGACUCUCAGACCAGAUGACCAACCUGCAGCUCGCCCCUGCCCCCCCUCAAGAGAUUCUUUCUACUAAAGCUUUAUUUUGUGAUAAUCUGCUUACCAAAUAAACGUUGUGAACGUCG